Coccinella septempunctata (seven-spotted ladybird) is the source of this 927-nucleotide messenger RNA. Its product is annotated as RNA transcription, translation and transport factor protein. Gene Ontology annotation, molecular function: RNA binding. The record is from RefSeq and is a predicted model, not a curated record. The transcript has 5 exons. Gene Ontology annotation, cellular component: tRNA-splicing ligase complex. Gene Ontology annotation, biological process: tRNA splicing, via endonucleolytic cleavage and ligation. NCBI's taxonomy places the organism in Eukaryota, Metazoa, Arthropoda, Insecta, Coleoptera, Coccinellidae. The coding region runs from base 101 to 847 and encodes 248 amino acids.
GGACACCCCUGCAGUUCAUAGAACGCAAUGUUGACUUAGGUUAUGUUCAAUUUGUCAGAUUUCAGAUUAGCAAAGUCGCAAACUUUGAAUUUUCAAUAAUAUGGCAAAUAAAUAUUUGAAAGCUUUAGAAUAUCCUGGUGUAGAUUCUAUCAACAUCAAAGAUGAAACAACUUUUAGGAGGAUAGUUGUUUGGCUCGAAAGGAACAAAAUUAAACAAGCUGGGUCUGAAACUGUUAACGCAUUGAGCAACCUCAAAUCUAAUGAAUGGAGAAAAGCAUAUGAAAAGUAUCGGUUAUUCCUAGGAUGUCCUAAUACACUUACCACAGAUGAAGAAUGUCUCAAUUGGCUUGCUGGCUAUGCAAUUCAUGAACAGUAUAGUCAAAAGAAGAAUGUUUAUAACAAACAUGCUGUACAGGAGGAUGUAAAACCAUUGAAGAAUGUUCCUAAUGUCACUACAGAGAAUCCGCUGGAUAAAUUGGAUUUUCAAAGCAACGAAUUUAUGGAAGGAAUUAAUAAAAUUGCCAAAAUGUUGUAUAUCACUCCACACCCGGAUCCUACUAUUACACUGAAAGCUGUACGACACAUUAUCACAGAGAGGUUCACUAGUGUUGCUUUGCAAAAUCCGGAAAAGUUCAUAGUUAAGGGUACACCAUUUCCACUCCAUGAUGCAGAUCUUGGAAUAGAUUUGGGAGAUCCUGUGUUGAAGCACGCAGCAAAAAUAUUAAGGAUGUUGUACAUUCAAGACUUGAGGAACCUUCAAACUAGAGCUAAUGAAUUAAUUGUAAAGGCUCAGAAUGUUACCGCUAAUCCUAAAACGGACACAAAGUUGGGAAAAGUUGGUUUUUGAACUUAUUCUGUAUUUAUAUUAGAUGUAUUUAUUUAUUCCAGUCGAAUAAAAAUUUUCGAAUAAAUUUUGUUUUUUAUUGU